Drosophila obscura is the source of this 586-nucleotide messenger RNA. Its product is annotated as male-specific sperm protein Mst84Db. The transcript is spliced from 3 exons. Lineage: Eukaryota; Metazoa; Arthropoda; Insecta; Diptera; Drosophilidae. The coding region runs from base 245 to 433 and encodes 62 amino acids. The record is from RefSeq and is a predicted model, not a curated record.
UCAUUUUGUACAACUGUUUCGGUAAACAUCUAUUUUUUAAAAGUUCCGAAAAAUGAAACAAUAGAAAAAAAUCCCUAAAUUUUCAACCAAGGAAAAACUUCAACAUAUUUCUUCGGCACAAAAAAAAAUAGACAAAGUGAGCCAAACAAAAAAAGUUUCUAAAAUUCAAACUCAAAGAUCAAUUCUGUAAAUUCCGUACAGGAAGCUUCUUUUGUCUUUGAGUUCGCGACAUUUACUAUCCAUCAUGGUUAUGAUCGUUUGCAAGUUCGACCCCUUCUAUGUGGGACCCUGCCCACCGGGCUGUUGCGCAGGACCUUGUGGUCCUUGUGGGCCUUGCUGUGGACCAUGCGGUGGCUGUGGGCCGUGCGGUGGCUGUGGGCCUUGCUGUGGUCCAUGCGGCAGUUGCUGCAGCUCUUGUCCCUGUGGCUGGUGACGAGCUUGCUAGGAUCAUUGCACGCCCAUGCUAGCCGGAAGAUUACUGCCGAAGAAAUAUGUUGCUGUUCGAAAAUAUUAACCUUGGAAAGGUGCUACCAUCUGACACCUUCAGUAACAGCUCAAACGUAAUAAAAUGAAUCUUCAACAAAAA